AUGCCAGUCUUUGACGAACACGUCAACGCAACCAGUGAGUGCUCAGUCGAACAGCAUGUCGUAGACGAGGUGACCAAUAUCAAUAGCCGGGACGACGAGGGCGAGCCGGAGGUUGAAGAUGAAGAUACGAGGCAUCUUACCACCCCGGUCCCGAAGGGCAUCCUGAGCGAGACACGAAGAGGCGCUGGGACCGGUGCAAGUCCGUGGAAGCAGGUGAAGUUCCAAAGCACCCUUCCUGAAGGUUUUCCGGAGCGUUUGACACAGCAAAGCAGGGGCUUUACGCAGCGUGGGGGUGAACUUGGUGGCCUCAACUUGCUAUUCCUGGUGCUUAUUUGCAUUUUUCUAGCGAGGGUCCUUACCACGGCGGUGAGCACCAUGCUGCUGGAGGAGCUAUAG
Micromonas commoda is the source of this 396-nucleotide messenger RNA. RefSeq lists its product with no specific name. The coding region runs from base 1 to 396 and encodes 131 amino acids. NCBI's taxonomy places the organism in Eukaryota, Viridiplantae, Chlorophyta, Mamiellophyceae, Mamiellales, Mamiellaceae. The transcript has a single exon. The record is from RefSeq and is a predicted model, not a curated record.